Molecule: messenger RNA, 1260 nt
Organism: Solenopsis invicta (red fire ant)
Lineage: Eukaryota; Metazoa; Arthropoda; Insecta; Hymenoptera; Formicidae
Product: carbonic anhydrase 1
Exons: 6
Cellular component (GO): cytoplasm
Molecular function (GO): zinc ion binding; carbonate dehydratase activity
Source: RefSeq, a predicted model, not a curated record
GUUCUAUCUAAUGCGUUCUUUUUAAUACGUAUACAAGAACAAAAAUUAUGCACGACAUCAUCUUCGGGUCUGCCGAAAUGGCGACAAUCUCCGAUUGACGUUAGUCGUGCCGCCGUAUGGAGUAAAAAGUUUCCUCCUUUACUAUUGACAAAUUAUUGGACGAAAGAUGGCACAGCGAUACUUACAAAUACCGGCAAAACAGUUAACAUUGAAUUGGCAAAUAGAAAAAUGCCGAUAAUGCGCGGCGGUCCUUUAAAAGACGAUGAAUUUCAAUUUAUGAAUGUACAGUUCCGAUGGGGCCCGUCCAACUGUCGAGGCGCAGAACAUUCUAUUGACAACAUUUGGUAUUCCAUGGAGGCUCAAGUUAUGCAUUGGAAUAUGCGUUACGGAUCGAUAGACAAGUGCUACGACAAAUCUGAUGGAAUUGCAAUACUCUCCUAUCUUAUACAGGUUGUUGGCUGUCCUGGGAUUCCGGAUAAUACUGCGCUUGCUCCAAUCACUGAUAAACUCUCGGGAAUAAAACGAAUGGAUAGCACUGUAAAUAUUGCUCCGGAUUGUUUACGCUGGAUGAUGCAUGCAUGUAUUUACUCUGGAUAUUAUACUUAUUCGGGCUCUCUUACUUUUCCUCCGUAUAAUGAAUGCGUCACUUGGAUAAUCGUGCCGAAUCCAAUAAAAAUAUCUUCCUAUCAGAUUGAAGCAUUCAGAAGCCUUUAUAAUAAUAAAUGGGAGCCUAUAGUAAGGAACUACAGAUCGCAACAUUUUCUUCGUGGAAGAAGGAUUUUCUUUGCCACGAAUGACGCAGUAGCUUGAUCGAUUAAAUACAAACAUACCAGAGAAAAUUACAUUCGGAAAUAAUUAAAUCGGAUUUAGACCAAGCAAGCACAAACAAACAUAAAUGAAUAAUUUAUUGAAGCGUAUUAUUUGUGCUCGCAAGUUUGCUCUGGAUCUGGUUUCACAUAUAAAAAUAAAAAUUUUUUUGUGUAUAUUAAUUUUACUAUGAAACAUACAUUAAAGUAUAAACAAGAAUUUAAUAUUUUCUAUAUUUAAUAUUACUGUAAUACGAUGAUAUGUCUAUUCCUAUCUAAAAAAGUACAUACAUGCAUUGCAUCGAUACUCGAAUUCUCGAAGUUUAUUAUUGUUUUCCCUCCCAAUGUAUAAUAUACUAAUUGAUUCUCAUUUAGCGCUUACUUCGUGAACAGCUGUCGCGAAAAUCGCAUAUUUUGACUAUGCGCAUGAGAUGUAUUCAGGGGUAAUAUUAAU